Molecule: messenger RNA, 817 nt
Organism: Odontomachus brunneus
Lineage: Eukaryota; Metazoa; Arthropoda; Insecta; Hymenoptera; Formicidae
Exons: 3
Coding region: 131-751 (206 amino acids)
Source: RefSeq, a predicted model, not a curated record
UAAUGACUCCAAGAGUUGCUUUCUUUCGUGUCAUUUUCUAAUAUUAUUACGUGAACAUAGCGUCGUAUUAUUAGUGAUAAAACAAAGUUCACACCGUUGUCAGAGAAGUGGAAAAUUCUGUUCUGACAACAUGGGGUGCAAGAUCAAAGAAUCAGACAUAAAAGAGCUACAAAGAGAAAUUCUCUGCAAAUGUAGGAGAAGAGCAGAGUGCAUAGUUCCCUGCUAUGAAGAGGCAGAUGAUAUAUGUCAGGAAGAAGACAUACGAGACGUAGACACAUCCUCGUCGAAAGAUAACGGGAUUACGAAGGAGGAACUGCCAUUUGAAGAAAUAUUGGCUGAAAAACGCCGCAAAUACACUGCUAAAGAAGAUUUCAUCUAUCUGUUGUACAAUGACAUACUUCCAGCGUUUGUUACCAAAUGGGAAGGUUAUUUUCUGCGAAAGAAGCCAUCCACGAUGCAUAAGAGUGACGUUGAAAUCGACGAUGUCAAUGUCGGUGAAGAUGAGGAGAUACACGAGCCUUACGUUAAUGAUGUCUCGCUCAUCAAGGAAGGAAAGGAAGAGGCUCACGUACUAUCCUGGAAGUUGUCAUUGCCCGAUGAAUUUGCCGACAUCAGUUUUUAUAAUAACAAUUCUUACUCUGGUCGCAUCAGUAGAAAAAUGAUGGAGGGUGAAGGAACGUACAAGUGGCAUGACGGUGUUCAAUACAAGGCUGGUACAAAUUGGUACAUCAUAAACUUGGAAUUAGGAUAAAACGAUUGAGUUACCGUGCAGGGUCAAUUCGAGCAAAAUCAGAUUCAAGGAAAAGGUCUUUUGGAG